CAGAGACAAGGAACCGGAGCUACAAAUGGAAAAGACAAGACAUCUGGUGAGAAUGAUGGGCAGAAGAAGGUUCAAGAGGAAUUUGACAUAGACAUGGACGCGCCAGAGACAGAGCGGGCGGCCGUGGCAAUACAGUCCCAGUUCAGAAAAUUCCAGAAGAAAAAAGCGGGGUCCCAGUCUUAGUAGCUACCUCACAGCUUAAAACAAAGUAAUCCUGAAAUGAUUUAUCAAGAAAAUCAGAAAUAACACGAAGAUGCAUGUACAGAAAUUAUCGAUAUUUAAAACCCCAUUGGCAGAUAACAAACCAUGAGCUUGUGUGUGACUUCAUCCCAGGUGUUUCACGCCCAUUAUCCUCUGUAACUCACCAUUUUACUUGAUGUUGUAAUAAAAAGUUAGG
Messenger RNA from Gymnogyps californianus (California condor), 397 nucleotides. It is a transcript of the gene PCP4, whose product is annotated as Purkinje cell protein 4. The annotation marks the transcript as partial. Lineage: Eukaryota; Metazoa; Chordata; Aves; Accipitriformes; Cathartidae. The record is from RefSeq and is a predicted model, not a curated record. Gene Ontology annotation, cellular component: cytoplasm. The transcript has 2 exons. Gene Ontology annotation, molecular function: calmodulin binding; calcium ion binding.